AUGGAAAACUAUGAAAAUGAUUCAUGUACAUCUUUGUUACCAACUAAUGGUGCUCAGAGUGAUGGUGUGACCAGACCCACGAGCAACGAUUAUAAGCCAAAUAUUUUAGAAGAUAAAGAAGUUGCUGCAUGCAAAUUGAAGGGCGUCGCUGAAAGUGUAAACAUCAAUGUUCGUUACUUCAAUGGUUCAAAGUUUUGUGUUGAAGCUGCACUAGAAUCCACAGUUGAAUCCUUCAAACAGCUUAUCAUUGGAAACUGUGACAUCCCAAUCCAAAAUCAAAGACUCAUUUACAAGGGAAACAUCUUGCAGAAUAAUCAAUCCCUGCAAAGCUAUGGUUUGGGGCCAAAUCAUACUGUCUAUUUGGUUCGUUGUUAUGCACCCACCGAUACAAAUGAUGGGACCAACAAUAUGGACAUUGAUGCUGAUGGUGAGAGGGAUGGCUUACUUGGGGAAGGAUUUUCAGAUUUUGAACCAAUGCAGCUCUGCCAUCCACUACAUGCUUCCAUUAAUCCUCACUUUUUAAGAGAAUUUCUAAGCACACCGGAUCUGCAGUGCCUAGUUUUGAAUCCUGAUGUGAUGUGGAGUAUUUUAACCAACAGUCAAGAGCUGUCGGGCAUAGUUUUUGAUCCUAGCAGUGUGAUCCGGGUUCUUGAAGAUGUAAGGAUCCCUGGGAUUGUGAACGAAAUAAGGAGACUAGCUGACCUCGAACUGGGCAGCAUUGAAUCUAUUCCUGGGGGAUUAAACCAGUUGAGGUACAUUUAUGAAGACAUUGUAGAAGAAAAUGUCGCUGCAGGAAUCUAUGAAAACCAAGCCAGGGAUCAGUCAAAUGGUAGUGAAACAAAUGCUGGUUCUUCGUUACCAAAUACUACUCCACUUCCCAAUCCCUGGUCUUUUACUGGAUUUGAAGGUUACCAGAGUAACAUAAGAAGAUCAAUCACCGGUGAGAAUGAGGAUGAUUAUCUACAGCGCGAACCUGUUGUCUUAGAACCAAUUGAUUUUUCCAAUGUUGAUAGCCUAUUGGGUGGACAUGUUAUGGCAAAUGCUAAUUUAUCGACCCAAUUAGUGCAAGAUCAACUACAAGAGUUUAUACCUUCCCACCCAGAGUUUGGUGGUCGUAAUGCUGAACAAAAUGGUGAGGCUGAUUUAAGUUUUCUCAGAGAAGAGAUUCAAAAUCCAGAUUUCCUUUCUCUGUAUUCACAACCUGAGACAUUGCAGCAACCAUUGUCUUCCGAACAAGAUCUUCUGCCUCAUCUUAAUCAGCAGGAAUCAAUACAGGAACCGAAUCAGACAACUGGAGGCACUGGCAGUGAAGCAGCAGAGCAAUUGUAUGCCACCCAACUUUCACAGCUUCAAGAGAUGGGAUUCUUUGACACACAAGAAAACAUAAGAGCUCUUAUUGCCACUUCAGGGGAUGUUCAUGCCGCCAUUCAACGUCUUUCGAGGAACUCCAAUCAGUAG
Molecule: messenger RNA, 1458 nt
Organism: Medicago truncatula (barrel medic)
Lineage: Eukaryota; Viridiplantae; Streptophyta; Magnoliopsida; Fabales; Fabaceae
Product: ubiquitin domain-containing protein DSK2a
Exons: 8
Coding region: 1-1458 (485 amino acids)
Biological process (GO): ubiquitin-dependent protein catabolic process
Cellular component (GO): cytosol
Molecular function (GO): polyubiquitin modification-dependent protein binding
Source: RefSeq, a predicted model, not a curated record